Messenger RNA from Cydia fagiglandana, 4407 nucleotides. It is a transcript of the gene Ack, whose product is annotated as activated Cdc42 kinase Ack. The coding region runs from base 309 to 3161 and encodes 950 amino acids. Gene Ontology annotation, molecular function: ATP binding; protein binding; protein tyrosine kinase activity. Gene Ontology annotation, biological process: protein phosphorylation. The record is from RefSeq and is a predicted model, not a curated record. The transcript is spliced from 10 exons. NCBI's taxonomy places the organism in Eukaryota, Metazoa, Arthropoda, Insecta, Lepidoptera, Tortricidae.
CGCCUCCUCACCUCAACAACUCAGUCUCCGUUUCGUGUUGCAAGAUUCCUUUACUUGGAAAAAUAUGUGUGUGCAGUGAAUUAUUUUCGGAAUGUGCGUUUAAGUUUAUUUAUUUUGGAUUUUAGAUACAUAUGUGGUGCUUUAUAAGUGAUCAAUCCCGAGUUCAUUUAUGUGGUCUUCCCUUGUUAAACCUGUUCGACGCUAAAUGCUUCCUUCUCGAUUCGAACUUCCUGCUUGAUUCGUUCAAAUGUUCCUUACUGAAUACACAUGAGGGGUUAAACCAGCGUCACAAACGCUGAGCUUGCACCAUGGACCCGGAUACUACGGACUGGCUGCGAGAGACUUUGCGGAGUGUACAAUUGGAACAGUUUUAUUUACCAAUAAGGGAUCAACUUCAGAUAACAAGGUUGGCUCACUUUGAUUAUGUACAUGAGGAUGAUUUGGAACAAAUUGGCAUAGCUAAGCCCGCAGUGCGCAGGCUGUUAGAAGAAGUAAGAAAAAGGAAGCAGAAAUUAUGGAUUCAGAAGUUUUGGACCAAAAUAUUUGGGACCACUUCAAAUUCAGUAGCUAAGGAAAAAGCUGGUUUAGCACCUGUAAUACCCACAGCAGCUGUUGGAAGAUCAACAUGUAUUAUAUUAGAACAAGAUAUUACGCUCCAGAAUGAAUUAGGAAGUGGUUCAUUUGGUGUAGUUAGAAAAGGAGAAUGGCGAAUGCCGGACUCCGGAAAAACUGUGGCAGUGGCCGUCAAAGUUUUAAGAAAUGAUGUAUUUUCCCAAACUGGCGUGUAUGAUGACUUCAGACGCGAAGUUGAAGCUAUGCAUCAGAUGAAUCAUAACAAUCUAAUUAAACUGCAUGGUGUGGUGUUCCAUCCAUUGAUGAUGGUGUGCGAGUUGGCCCCCAUGGGUGCUUUACUGGACUACAUAAGAGCCCAAAACGGGAGAGUCUCACUGAAGUUUAUAUCAAAAUGGUCAGAGCAAGUGGCAGGAGGCAUGGCGUAUUUAGAAAAAAGUCGAUUUCUACAUAGAGACUUGGCAUGUAGAAAUAUCCUGCUAAGCAGAUUAGAUCUGGUAAAAAUCGGCGACUUCGGUCUAAUGCGAGCACUAUCCGACGCCGACGAGUUCUACGUGAUGAGCGAACGGCGGAAGGUCCCAUUCCCGUGGUGUGCACCCGAAUCUUUACGGCAUAAACAGUUCUCGCACGCCUCCGAUGUAUGGAUGUUUGCUGUGGCCUUAUGGGAAAUGUAUUCCUUUGGAGAGGAGCCAUGGAUUGAUUUAAACGGAUCGGAAAUACUGCGACGGAUAAUGAGAGACGGGCAACGCCUGGCGGCACCAGCAGCUUGCCCACCAGACGUCUACAUGCUCAUGAUGCAAUGUUGGGACCUGGAGCCCAAGAAGAGGCCUACCUUCGAAGGCAUCCUGCGGUACAUCCAGGGGAAUAGGCUUGAGACCGCCAUAGCUGCGCUAAGUUAUCACAAAAAAGACCAGAUGACGGUGGAGGCCGGGGACACGAUCGUGCUAAUAGAUAGGCGACCGGAACUACACUGGUGGAAGGGACAGAAUCAGAGGACUAUGGAUGUGGGAUUGUUCCCUAGUACGAUCUUGAAACCAAUUAAAAGCAAAAUAGUACGCGGGGCUACCUUCAAGAAAACAUCGACGUCAAAUAAAGCUCAAAGCGCAACAUCGCCAGUCGCAUCAGACGACUCUGCGGUGGUACUACGAAACAAGCGACUAACAAUCGAAUCUACACAACCACCGAGCACACGCGCAGCUAAAGCCGGUAGCAAACAGUUCCACUACAACAAGCUAAUCAAUGAUCGCACGCUAGCGCUGAAGAAGUUGGAGCGGGGGGCGUAUUCGAAAAGCUUGUCACAAGUAAGAACAGACCUCCUGAUCGACUUGGACAUGCCGCCAGCGACUCGGAAGAGCGUGCCCGCCGACAAGGCCUCGAACAAUGUCUCUUUAUUGGACGAGCCUAUUGACGUGCCUGAAGCCAAUCGAUUAGCAGACUGGGGUGAGCCAAGCACAGACAGUUUACCGAGCUACUCGCAAUCCCCCCGAUCCCAGAGCGCGAAUCUCUACGGAGCCAAAUCUCUAGAUAACCUGUUUAUGUCUCAAUCACUAAGUGAACCGGACCCUUUCGACACAUCCCAGUGCUGGACCGUCACACCACCGACGCAAACACGACCGAACUAUAGUUUACAAGGUGAAUGCAGUAGUCUACACACUCAGGAAUCUCAUAAAUACUCGAAUAGUUAUACACCAUCCACUAGUUCUACCGUAGAAAAUAUUUAUAACAACGCACCCGCCUAUCAAAGUAGCUCUAGUUUAGUUCCUAAUACCGGCAGCGCGACGCUUCCAAAUAAUUCUAGUUAUAACCGAUAUGGAGCUGUCCCCAAUAAUUCUAACUAUGGAACGGUUCCAAACUCUAGUGCCAACUAUGGUAUGCUUCCUAACAAUACUGCUAUGCCUAAUGGGCUACAAUCGUAUAGUUCAAACGUAGCUCCCUACGGAUUACCACCAAAUAAUACAUAUUCAAACACGUUAGAAGAGAAUGCUUCAUCAACCAAGACUGUUGCCGAGGCUCUAAGAGACAUAUCUCUGGACGAUAAAAUCUCUGAAUCCCUCAAUCUCAGAUCCAAAAAUACUAAUAGCGAAAACAUUUACGCAAAUCACAAUGUGAAUGAUGGUCCGUCCACGUCAGCCGCGCCUGCCGCGAGCCGCGACGCGUUCGGCAUGCCGAUCUACGGGAACUUCGACGCCAAUCCCGCACAACAACAGUUUAUUUUAGAAACAGAAGAAUUCUAUUCAAAACGAUCAAGUAACUACGAUAAGAACAUCUUUGUACCUGAAAACGAGAAAGAAAAUGAGAAACUGCAAAACUUCAGCGAAUCUGAUAGUAACAAGAAAUAUUUCGAGUCGAAAUACGAUUAUUCAUUGUAUUCGGGUAGCAGUUUCAGUAGCGCUUCGACGUCGCGCGGUAAUUACAACUAUGCCGUGCCGAAUGAAGCUUCCAGUAACAUCUACUCAGAGAUCGGUGAUACGGAGAGCGUGUAUGGAGCGAGGGGUGAUUAUAGCAAUGCGCGAUUGUAUGACGUGGUGUAUGAAACUGCUCCGCCGCGACCGCACCGCCCGGCCCCGCCAUGCCCUUACCAGCCUAAAUAGACUGUUGGCAUCUUUAGAUAGUCUCAUAAAAAGCAAGUAAAUUGGAAUGUUAAUUAUUACGAUUAACUUUUUGCCGAAGAUUCACUGUAUAUAAAGGUUGAAUGAUUUACUUCUCGAGCGUGCCAUUAAGUUCGAGUAAAAAUAACUUGCCUAAAAUUGGCACGUACAUAGUUAUUUUGUCAAAGUAACUUUGGUUCUCGGUUAAUGUAUUCCAUCUUUCUUUAGCAUGCGAAUACGACCAUUAUACUCGUAGUUACGAUAUCAUAAACUAAAACAAUAUUACGAAAAUUAACUUCUGCCAUUAUUUAAAUGUACAGUCGCCACCAAAAAACACCACGUAUACAUCACAUUUGGUCAAAGUUGGUCCACACAUUGAAGGAGAAAUGUUUCAUAUAUCGUGGUAAAGAUUAUUCCGUAAAGAUAAAAAGGGCCCAUAGACUGCGCUGGCCGCUUAACAUUAGGUGGGCCCCAUGCUUGUUGGCCACUGUUGUGAUAUAUAAAAAAACAAGGGGUUGGACUCUAGGAGUGCCGGCAGAACUGAAAACUCAAUGACAUUGUGACAGUUUUUCGAUCAGGUCACGUGUCCGUCUUACGUCUACGGAUCUUACGGUCACGUGACCUGUCGCGACUAAUAUUUUUUCCCCAUCACAAAAAGUGCACAUCGCCGCUAAAGAAGUUUUCACUUCAAAAAAAUGUUGCUCAUCUAUUCACUUGGAAUUGAAAUGAUCUUCCAUUAUAUUGCGGAUAUCCCAAUGCGAUUUGCAUCAAUAAGUUUGCCAGUUAUUUUUUUAAUACUAUGUAAUGUUGACUUAAUUAUCCAGGGGCCCACUGAUUAACAGUCCGCCCGACGGAAUCGGCCUGUCAGUUAGAACAAAAAGUUGACAGUUCCGAACAACUGACAUGCAGAUACUAUCCGGCGGACUGUUAAUCAGUGGGCCCCUUAUAGUUACCGACUGUUUAUAUGUUAUUGUCUUCUAGAAAAAACACGAUCGAAAUGAGUAAAUUGCGUAUUCAUUCUACGCGAGUACAUUACUAUUCAAUGACCACAUAUGAAUAAUUACAUAAUUUGAAGACUUGUGCUCUCAAAACAAUGCAUAAUAAAUAUUUGAACAAUGUGGCCAUGUGAUUGACCUAGUGACGCAUGAUGUGUCAUUACUCUGAUAAUGUCAAUGGAGUAUGCUUACUAUAUCUUCGGAUGACAAGCUAAAGUCACUAACUAACAUCAUUGAAAUUAUUGGACAAUGAA